Molecule: messenger RNA, 1879 nt
Organism: Gaeumannomyces tritici R3-111a-1
Lineage: Eukaryota; Fungi; Ascomycota; Sordariomycetes; Magnaporthales; Magnaporthaceae
Product: 26S protease regulatory subunit 8
Exons: 3
Coding region: 312-1481 (389 amino acids)
Biological process (GO): proteasome-mediated ubiquitin-dependent protein catabolic process
Cellular component (GO): proteasome regulatory particle, base subcomplex
Molecular function (GO): ATP binding; ATP hydrolysis activity; proteasome-activating activity
Source: RefSeq, a predicted model, not a curated record
GUGAUUUUAAUGCGGUCGGGCCCACUUCGGAGCUGCGACGCGUGGGCCGCUUUUGCCUUGAGGCUCGAGCUGUGCAACAUGAGGAGCAUCCACGAAUGCGUUGCGGCUCCAGCCAAGCUCUGAACACCAACACACUUCCAACCCGGCAACACCACCUGCCAUCUGACGAUCGAGCGACUGAGCACCAUAUCCUAAGCCGACCGAGAUAGCCCCGAGCACCACAGUUUUAGCAGCCGGCCGGCGGCGACAGCGAAACCCCGUCACAAACCUCGCCCUCCUCCCUGCUCUAGGAGCGGCCACAAUUGCCCAAGAUGGCGCUCGACAACUACUACCACAACAAGAUCGAGGCGAUGAAGCUGGAGAUCCUUAAGGGCCAGGCGGUUCUCCGGCGACUCGAGGCACAGAGGAACGACUACAACUCGAGGGUACGGCUGCUGCGCGAGGAGCUGGGCCUGCUCCAGCAGCCAGGGUCCUACGUCGGCGAGGUUGUCAAGGUUAUGAGUACAAAAAAGGUCCUGGUCAAGGUACAUCCCGAGGGCAAAUAUGUUGUCGACAUCGCCGACAGCGUUGACAUCACCAAGCUUACGGUUGGAAAGCGGGUUACGCUCCUGUCCGACAGCUACAAGCUUGAAAAGAUGCUGCCAUCAUCGGUCGACCCGCUCGUGUCCCUCAUGAUGGUCGAGAAGGUGCCCGACAGCACAUACGACAUGAUCGGUGGUCUGGACCAGCAGAUCAAGGAGAUCAAGGAGGUGAUCGAACUUGGCCUCAAGCACCCAGAGUUGUUCGAGUCCUUGGGUAUCGCACAACCCAAGGGUGUGCUGCUGUACGGCCCUCCCGGUACCGGAAAGACGCUGCUCGCCCGUGCCGUCGCCCACCACACAGACUGCAAGUUCAUCCGUGUCUCGGGUAGCGAGCUGGUACAAAAAUACAUUGGUGAGGGCAGCCGCAUGGUGCGCGAACUCUUCGUCAUGGCCCGCGAGCAUGCGCCCUCCAUCAUCUUCAUGGACGAGAUCGACUCGAUCGGAUCUAGCCGUGUCGAGGGCAGCAGCGGGGGCGAUUCCGAGGUGCAGCGCACCAUGCUGGAGCUCCUCAACCAGCUCGACGGUUUCGAGCCCACCAAGAACAUCAAGAUCAUCAUGGCCACCAACCGUCUCGAUAUCUUGGACCCGGCCCUGCUGCGGCCCGGCCGCAUUGACCGCAAGAUCGAGUUCCCACCCCCGAGCGUCGAGGCACGUGCCGACAUCCUGCGUAUCCACAGCCGCAAGAUGAACCUCACCAGGGGCAUCAACCUAACAAAAAUCGCCGAGAAGAUGAACGGCUGCUCUGGUGCCGAGCUCAAGGGCGUGUGCACCGAAGCCGGCAUGUACGCGCUCCGCGAGCGGAGGGUGCACGUCACGCAGGAGGACUUUGAGCUCGCCACAGCCAAGAUUCUCAACAAGCAUGACGAUAAGGAGGUGUCGCUCGGCAAGCUCUGGAAGUAGAGAGCGCGAGUUCUGGUUGUCUACUCUCCAGUAUCGCUUUACCUACCUCCCUCCUCGACUAUUGGGGUUCCUGCCACAUGCUCCUCUAUCGUAGAGACUGAUGGCUGCAUCGUUGUCCAGCGCUAGCGGGAUUUUUGGCCCCCACGGUGGGGGAAUAUUCAGGCUGGAGGCAGCCGCCCCAUGCGUUUGCCCCACGCACACGUACAAUGUUCAAUAACUUCCGAUACCUUUUAGACGCGGGGAGUGAUGGCGCCAGUAAUAUACAACGUGCAGUGGGGCUAGACAGCGGCUGCUAUUCAAGCGACACAUUAUUGGCUCCCAUUUCCCGAUGCGUUUGACGGUGACCUUGCUUCCCUCUUCUUUUCUUUAUACGCGUCCUGCGAGCAGCGGUGCACCUC